AUGCUUCUCACGCCUCGCACCUAUUCCAACGCACAAAUCGCCGACGCCGGCCACAAACUGCCUGAGCCCUCGUUUUUCGUGUGUACAAAGUCGCGCUGCGAGCUGCUCGCCGAGGAGAAGCGCGCGCUGAGAAUGCUGCUGCUGCACCAAAAGGGGAGCGUCAAAGUCGGCGAGGUCGUGAGGUACACUCUAACAUACACCCCCUCCGAAGACCGCAUAUUACCGCCCCCUCCAUAUCUCCAUGUCCGCAUACGCAACUCGUCGGCCAUACCACUGCGCGCUGCAUAUCUCCACGGGCCCUACACGAUCCAUGUCUCGGCCUAUCCCUCCACCUUCAACCCCAACGUCAAGGCCGACGAUGCGAAAACCUACGGCGUCCCCGACUUUGAGCCCAACGUAAAGGCGGGCGGAUACUGGAAUACAAAGUUGACGGUUCCCGAGCAUACCAGGACACAGCUGCCGGGCGACGACUCGAAUGCUCCCAAGAGCGUCACCUGGAUAAUCGAAGUCGCUUCGCAGAUUAUCUUCUCCAAUUCGGCGUCGGUAAACUAUGAACUGCUUGUGGCGCGCGAUGAGCGAUCGCUCGACCUGGGUUUCAGUGCGGUUACUGGUAACACCCAUGGAACGCCAGGAAAGGUUCAGGAUCACCAGCAGGGGAGCCAGAAACAUGUUUCAAACCACCCCGCACAGCCCAAGGGGGUCUAUUCCAAGGCGGUCCAGUUGGUUGUCGACGACACCACAAGCUUGUGGAACAAACCAGAGUUGCCAGAAGGGAAAGAUGACGGACAGAGCACCGAGGGGCAUCCCAAGGACGACGACCGCCCGCCGACCCCAGGCCAACAGAAGAAGAAAAAGGUCCAUAUUGUGAUAGUAACACAUGGCUUGCAUAGCAAUCUCGGCGCAGACAUGCUGUAUUUGAAGGAAAGCAUUGAUGCGACCGCAAGACAGGCGCGCGAGAGUCGGCGACAGCGGCGCAGAGAGGAAAAGGAGGCUAAGAACACUGCUGAGGAUAAGGACAUUUCAACCGCGCCAUUGUCUGGUGGUCAAGAAGACAUAUCGGAUGGCGAAGACGAAGAUGAAGAGGAGGUGGUUGUUCGCGGCUUUAACAACAACGUCAUACGCACCGAACGCGGUAUUCAAUAUCUGGGCAAACGACUUGCCAAGUACGUGUUGCGUCUCACGUAUCCUGACCAACCAUAUCUGCCAGUCAAGAGGUCCAUGGGACAGAAGAUUUCCAAUACCUUUUCACCCACAAAAGACAAGGUACCAGACGAAGGCUUCCCCUCUCAUGCCGGUAGUAGUAUACACCAAUCAGGUCAAGCUCGAAUCAAGCGUGAGUACGAAUUCACCAGUAUCAGCUUCAUUGGCCAUUCUCUUGGCGGCCUUGUACAGACGUACGCCAUCGCAUACAUCCAUAAGCACUCGCCUCACUUCUUUGACACCAUCAAGCCUGUCAAUUUCAUCGCUCUGGCAACACCAUUCUUGGGGCUGAGCAACGAGAACCCCACAUAUGUCAAGUUUGCACUGGACUUUGGAUUGGUUGGCAGAACAGGACAAGACCUUGGGUUAACCUGGAGAGCACCGACACUAGCAAGGAGUGGUUGGACGGCCAUGGGCAGUGUGUUUGGGGGCCAAGCCCAGGAUCAGCAUCAGGAAGACCCUGGCGCCAAGCCUCUACUACGCAUCCUUCCUACUGGACCCGCCCACAAGGUUCUGCGCAGAUUCCGGAAUCGGACCAUAUACUCGAAUGUCGUCAAUGACGGUAUAGUCCCACUGCGUACGAGCUGUCUCUUGUUCUUGGACUGGAGAGGGCUGGGUCGGGUGCAGAAGGCCCGCCGAGAAAACGGCCUUAUUGGCACGGUCGCUGUGUGGGGUUACGGUCAACUUACGGGACAGAAUUCUUCGCCCAAUCCUUCCAAGACCGCCCUCCCGGAAGACGAAAACUCGGGACUUGAUUCUCCAACGUACAGCGGCGAUGACACUACUGUGCCAUUGCCGGGUGCCGACGUCACCAACCAGGAGGAUGAAACGCAGGUACCUUCGAUCGACUCGGCAACCCAUCAAGUCAUUGAAGGACAGAAGAAGAACCCAGAAGGAAAGGAUCCAAACGACUCAUACUUUCAGCCGCAAAAUACACUGAUGCAGCUCUGGAGCUAUAUUAGGCCUACAGGGAAGCAUACCUCGCGCGACAAGAAGAUGUUCUCGCGUAGCCAGACGAUUCACAAGGAUGACGAAGAAGAGCAGCCUGCUGGAGAGCCAGAACCCCCGCCAUCACCAUCCCGUAAAGACAAGCACAGGAAGAGACCGCGAGCGACUCGUGGUGACUCGAUUGUCAACAAUCCCAAAGGAAACAUGGCACCACCCAAGACAACGAUUUUCGAAUCAGCUGGUGACUUGAUCAACCCACCUGUACCUCCGCCGUCGUGGAUCAACGACCCAUCCACCCGAGCACGCGCCAUCUUCCAUGACAGAAUCUAUCAUCCUGAGGAUAUUCCCCCGCCACCAGUAAAGAAGAAGGCUACGCGCAACUUUUCGGGUGAAAGCUCCGGCAGCCAGGCAUCGACAACAAGCAUCGACGAGAGUGACAUGCGUGUGGAAGAGAAGAUUGCCCGCGCUUAUCACAGGGAUCUUUCAUGGCGCAAGGUUUUGGUGAGGCUCGAACCUGACGCCCACAACAACAUCAUAGUACGUCGUAUGUUUGCCAAUGCGUACGGAUGGCCUGUGAUCAAGCAUCUUUGCGACACUCACUUUGCCGAUACAUACUCGGCUCAGACACGCGAUGAGCUUGAGCCGGCCAUUGAUCGAGCACAGGCAGUAGACAAGCCUAUCAGCAAAGACGGCGAGCAUGUAAAGGGACAAGAAGAUCAACAUCCACCUAUUGAGCGUUCCGAGAGCGAAAUGCGCGAAGUAGCUGACGAGCUGACGCCUCUGAAGCUGCCCAGUCUGAGGAUCCCCAAGAGGAGCAACACAACCGAAUCGACUCACAGUAUAGGGUCUGGCGAUUGGGAUAGCAUCUACUUCAACGAGACGAGCGACGAUGAAGAAGAGUUCGACGAUCGCAACGCUGUUCAGCGUUUCUUCCAACCCAACAACCCAAAGAGCCCGCGGAGCCCUUCGGAAGCGAUGCCCAAGACCCCUGAGGGAAAGGGCACUAGCGAAGCAGACAUCUCCAGCUUCUUGCAUGGAUCUGGCGUUGAGUAUCACAGAGGUCUUGGUGCAAGCCCACGCAGCAAAACUACCCACCUGACUGCCGAGCCAGAGUCGAUGGAGCCUACGGAUGAGCCUUCUACUACUAAUGGAGCAGGAGAGCAAGCUUACAGUCAGAACGAGCCACCAAUGGGCAGGAUCAGUGGAGUGGGCUUGAGAAACGCAAUGGAUAUGACUGGCUCACCAGACAGUAGCAAGUCGGAACAUGCAAGUAGUGGUGUCGUUGAGCAAGUUGCCAGACUAAGUAGCCCCAAGAGUGACAAGCAGGAUACCAACUCGUAGCACCGAGUGGGCGACUUGUUGAGGCGAGCAAGAGCGAGGUGCAAUCUAUGUGGGGAAAUCGAUGUUGACAGCGUAUAGACACUUGCAGCAUGCAGCAAGUCCUUGACAGCGAUUCUGGGUACCUCGCGCAGGCCGUCUCUAGAAUUCCCACGCGUUUUGGGUUUUGGGUGCAUUGGGUGUUACGUGACGUUGGGUUUGAGACGAGUGCACAGAGGCGGAUGGCACGCGGACAAUGGCAUAGGCCGUAGCACCGUUGCGUACACAAGAUACCCCAGAUAUCGAGCGGUUUGUACAUGUAUAUAACAUUUUCCUUUCGUCUUGUUAUUCUUUAAUACCUGUUAUAGACUUAGGGAGUCGUUUUCUUCUUCUU
Messenger RNA from Exserohilum turcica Et28A, 3859 nucleotides. RefSeq lists its product as uncharacterized. Lineage: Eukaryota; Fungi; Ascomycota; Dothideomycetes; Pleosporales; Pleosporaceae. Gene Ontology annotation, molecular function: monoacylglycerol lipase activity. The coding region runs from base 1 to 3489 and encodes 1162 amino acids. The record is from RefSeq and is a predicted model, not a curated record. The transcript has 2 exons.